This is a messenger RNA of Camelina sativa (false flax), 1133 nucleotides long. Lineage: Eukaryota; Viridiplantae; Streptophyta; Magnoliopsida; Brassicales; Brassicaceae. The record is from RefSeq and is a predicted model, not a curated record.
AUAUAGAAAGAAUAUUCGACUUUUCAUUUCGUUUUUUCUCCUAUAAAUUCUCUUUCGGUUUCCUCGAUUUUUUACGAUGAACUCUAUCAUUUUUUUUUUCCUUUUCUAAAUUUGGAAAAAAAAAUGUAUCAACCAAAAUAAAUCUUUGAUCAUUGCAUGAAAAAAAAUGUUGAAAAGUGUAAGUCCAAUGGCAUUCUACGAUAUAGGCGACCAGCAAUACUCUGCUUUGGGGUACAUCGUAAGCAAGCCUGGGAAUGUAGGAGCGUACGACAUAGACACUCCGAUGCCAACCAUAGACGAUGCGAUCUACGGCUCAGAUGAGUUCCGCAUGUACGCUUACAAGAUCAAACGGUGUCCUCGUACCCGCAGCCACGACUGGACUGAGUGUCCCUACGCUCACCGCGGCGAGAAAGCCACACGCCGUGAUCCUCGGCGUCACACUUACUGCGCAGUCGCAUGCCCGGCUUUCAGAAACGGAGCAUGCCACCGUGGGGACUCAUGCGAAUUCGCACACGGUGUAUUCGAGUACUGGCUCCACCCGGCGCGUUACAGAACACGCGCUUGCAACGCCGGGAACUUGUGUCAAAGGAAAGUGUGUUUCUUCGCACACGCGCCGGAGCAGCUUCGGCAGUCAGAGGGUAAGCACAGGUGCAGGUACGCUUACAGGCCAGUGAGGGCUAGAGGCGGAAACAGUAAUGGGGUGGCGAUGAGAUUGGACGGUGAGGAUUACGACACGUCACGAACUCCGGAGAAAAGCGGGAAAAGUGGUUUAGAUAGUAACGAGGAGAAGGUGUUGUUGAAGUGUUGGAGUCGGAUGAGCAUUGUGGAUGAUCAUUAUGAGCCGUCUGAUUUGGAUUUCGAUUUGAAUUUCCAUUUGGAUUGGAUCUCAGAGCUGGUCGAUUAGAUUGUGAAACUAAAGGGAGAGAGAGAGAAGAAGAAACCGAUAAAUAAAGUGGAUUUUAACAAAAUCCACAAGAUCAAGAUUCAAGAUGAGAGAUCUUGUCAUGUAUAUGGUAAAUUGAAUUGUAAUGAUUUCUUGCAAUGUCGUAAAAAGAGUUAUUUCACUGAUCAUGUAAUUGUAAGCUGAUUCUUGAUCUUAUUUGAAGUCUAUCACUCUAUCAGUUUCGAGAUAA